Molecule: messenger RNA, 2248 nt
Organism: Pipra filicauda (Wire-tailed manakin)
Lineage: Eukaryota; Metazoa; Chordata; Aves; Passeriformes; Pipridae
Product: ras/Rap GTPase-activating protein SynGAP-like
Exons: 6
Biological process (GO): regulation of GTPase activity
Source: RefSeq, a predicted model, not a curated record
UGUCCGAGCGGUGUCCGACCGGUGGCCGGGCGGUGUCCGAGCGGUGUCCGAGCGGUGUCCGACCGGUGUCCGGGUGGUGUCCGAGCGGUGUCCGGGCGGUGUCCGGGCGGUGUCCGAGCGGUGUCCGGGUGGCGUCCGACCGGUGUCCGAGCGGUGUCCGAGCGGUGUCCGGGCGGUGUCCGACCGGUGUCCGAGCGGUGUCCGACCGGUGGCCGGGCAGUGUCCGAGCGGUGUCCGAGCGGUGUCCGACUGUGGUGUCCGACCGGUGUCCGAGCGGUGUCCGACCGGUGUCCGAGCGGUGUCCGGGCGGUGUCCGAGCGGUGUCCGACCGGUGUCCGAGCGGUGUCCGGGCGGUGUCCGAGUGGUGUCCGACCGGUGUCCGAGCGGUGUCCGAGCGGUGUCCGAGCGGUGUCCAAGCGGUGUCCGACCGGUGUCUGAGCGGUGUCCGGACGGUGUCCGAGCGGUGUCCGAGCGGUGUCCGACCGGUGUCCGAGCGCUGUCCGACCGCUGUCCGGGCGGUGUCCGGAGCCGCUCGCUGACCGUGCGUCCCCGCAGCGUGUUCCCGCGGGAGCUGAAGGAGGUGUUCGCCUCGUGGCGGCUGCGCUGCGCCGAGCGCGGGCGCGAGGACAUCGCCGACCGCCUGAUCAGCGCCUCGCUCUUCCUGCGCUUCCUGUGCCCCGCCGUGAUGUCCCCCAGCCUCUUCGGCCUCAUGCAGGAGUACCCCGACGAGCAGACGGCCAGGACCCUCACCCUCAUCGCCAAGGUCAUCCAGAACCUGGCCAACUUCACCAAGUUCGGCAGCAAGGAGGAGUACAUGGCCUUCAUGAACGAGUUCCUGGAGCUGGAGUGGGCCAGCAUGCAGCAGUUCCUCUACGAGAUCUCCAACCUGGACACGCUCACCAACAGCACCAGCUUCGAGGGCUACAUCGACCUGGGCCGCGAGCUCUCCACGCUGCACGCGCUGCUCUGGGAGGUCAUGUCCCAGCUCAGCAAGGAGGCGCUGCUGAAGCUGGGCCCGCUGCCGCGGCUGCUGACGGACAUCAGCGUGGCCCUGCGCAACCCUCACCUGCAGCGCCAGCCCAGCCAGGGCGAGCGGCUGCCCCCCAAGGGGCUGGUCCUGCGCGGGCCCUCGGCCGACCUGCAGCCCUACCUCGUGCGGGACCUCAACAGCUCGGUGGAUCUGCAGUCGUACAUGGUGCGGGGGCUCAACAGCUCCAUGGACGUUCCCCGCCUGCCCUCCCCGCCGCAGGAGAAGGGCCCCCCCGAGGUGCUGGUGCUGAGCCGGCCCCCGCUCGCCCGCUCCUCGCCCGCCUACUGCACCAGCAGCUCCGACCUCACCGAGCCCGAGGGGGGCCGCGGCGGGGGGGCCCUGGGGGUCGGCAAGAGCGUCUCCAUGCUCGACCUGCAGGACGGGCGCGUCGACAGCAUCCCCAGCCUGCCCGCCGAGCUCCUGGCCGGGGGUCCCCCCGCGCCGGGCGGGGCCGGGGGGCCGGGGGGGCUCCGGCCGGGCCGCCUGUCCCAGGGCAGCGCCUCCAGCCUCGCCCCCCCCCGCCUGGGGGUCCCCGAGCCGGGGGGGCCGCAGCUGAGGGUCCCCCUGUCCUUCCAGAACCCGCUCUUCCACUUGGCCGCCGACGGGCCCCUGCGCGGCCCCGAGGCCGUGGUGGGCGGGAUGGGCGUGGGAGGGGGGGGCCUGGGGGGCAUCUCGGCGGACGGCGGGGGGGGGCCCGGGGGGGGCCACCACUACGGGGGGGUGGUGGCGGGGCCGCCGCCCCCUCCCCUGCACGGCUACAGCAAGAGCGAGGAGCUGUCGGCCCCCCCCGCGCCCCCCGCCAAGCACAUCACGCACAGCCACAGCUACAGCGACGAGUUCGGGCGCCCGGGGGGCGACUUCGGGCGGCGGCAGCUCUCGCUGCAGGACACCCUCGCCCCCCCCCAGAUCACCAUCGGGGGACCCCCGCCCCCCACGCCCCGAGGGGGCCGCGCCGGGAAAGGGGGAGGAGGAGGAGGGAGCGGAGGGGGAGGGGGGGGAGGAGGAGGAGGAGGAGGAGGGGGAGGCUCGGGGGGUCCCUCGGCGCUGGGGGUGCCCCCCAAGCCGCGGCCGGCGAGCGGGAACCUGCUGGCGAGCCCCGAGCCCACCUACGGGCCCCCCCGCAGCCGCCAGCCCUCGCUGGCCAAGGAGGCCUCGGUGGCCGGGAUGAAGGCGCCCGUCACCAAGCAGGUGGGGGGAGAGGGGGGACUGGGGGGAUGA